AUGUGGAGUCGAGCUUGCAGUUGCUUCGGAGGCCUGGUACCGGAGGGGAAUUCGCCCGGAGGUGAUGAUAAAGGGCCUGAUCGCAAAGGGAAGGUCAUCUCACUCCCCUCAACUGAUUAUGCUGCCAAGGUGGAGGAGACCGAUGAGGAAGAUCUGAAGAUCGAACAAAAGGUUAGGAGCAGCAUCCUCUCUUCGAUUCUUGACAUCCUUUGGGUUCUUCAAGCGGAGGUUGAGGAGAAGAAUGAGGAGAAGCUGGCGUUCGGAGAAAAGGAAACUUUUCGCUCAAUGGUAGCAGAAUACCGCAGAAGUGAAAAAGUCCUGCGAGAAAAGAUCCAGCUGCUUCAUCGACUGUAUGCUUUCUUUCGGCGGAUACGAAACGAUGGUGCUUCGUUAUACCGAAGCUUUCUAUUUGCCUAUGUGGAGCACAUUUGGGUCACACGAGACAACACCGAGGUCGAUCGUAUCGGACAAAGUCUUACACUAUGUCAGUGGACAAAUGACAUCCGCGGCAAUAUCUGUGCCAACUUUGAAGAGCUGAGAGAGAUGUUCCUCCAGCUGCUGUACGAGCACAUCAGAGAAGAAUCGAGACCACGAAGUCACAAGGAGUUUCUGUCGAGGAGCCUGAGACAGUGGGAUUCAGCUUCAAGUGGGACGUUUUGCUCACCAUUAAAUUUCUUGUGUCUUCUCUUCGUUCAGUGUUCUCUAAUGUGUUUGCUCGGUCAGUCAUUUCACUCUUAGGCUAUGCUGCUUCAAAUGAAAUAGCCAGGCAAGCUGCUGAAAUCCUGUUUGAUCCAGACACAGACUACGACGAGGUAGGACGCUUUAAUUGGCCAUCAUGCGUGCAUGC
This is a messenger RNA of Musa acuminata AAA Group (dessert banana), 847 nucleotides long. RefSeq names its product OVARIAN TUMOR DOMAIN-containing deubiquitinating enzyme 1-like. Lineage: Eukaryota; Viridiplantae; Streptophyta; Magnoliopsida; Zingiberales; Musaceae. Gene Ontology annotation, molecular function: cysteine-type deubiquitinase activity; ubiquitin binding. Gene Ontology annotation, biological process: protein K48-linked deubiquitination. Gene Ontology annotation, cellular component: nucleus. The coding region runs from base 1 to 738 and encodes 245 amino acids. The record is from RefSeq and is a predicted model, not a curated record. The transcript has 8 exons.